Molecule: messenger RNA, 1773 nt
Organism: Pochonia chlamydosporia 170
Lineage: Eukaryota; Fungi; Ascomycota; Sordariomycetes; Hypocreales; Clavicipitaceae
Product: sugar transporter
Exons: 1
Coding region: 1-1773 (590 amino acids)
Biological process (GO): transmembrane transport
Molecular function (GO): transmembrane transporter activity
Source: RefSeq, a predicted model, not a curated record
AUGAGGCUCCCGUUCCACAUAGGAAUUCACCGUGUCGAAUCUGUCCACAACUAUGCCGGAGUCCUUGUUCCGCUAGAAGAAGCACACCUUCAUAGCAAGUCUGCGAGAUCCGGCCGCACCGAAUACGAAUCGCGAGCAGGCGGUCAUGACGACGAUGUCGAAGCCAGUGACGCCGGUGACAAGAAUGAAGACAGCGAGAGGCAAGGGAUGUUGCAGAUGGAGGCGGCGGAAUACACCAUCGAAGGCCUGCGAAAGGAAACAAGGCAAGGCCGUCAGGGUCAGUGGACAGAGUAUGAGAUCAAGUCGAAGCUUAUAAACAAGGCCAUUGGUGAUAUCGGCAUGGGACGAUACAAUUGGCAACUGUUCAUCCUCUGUGGUUUCGGAUGGUUUGCCGACAAUCUGUGGCUGCAAGGCGUCUCGCUUACUCUGCCAUCGCUAUCUGCCGAGUUUAGCAUUUCAGAAAAGACUGUCAGAUACACCACAAGUGCUCUCUUCGUAGGCUUGUCGCUGGGCAGCUUCAUCUGGGGCAUUGGAUCUGACUAUCUCGGCCGCCGCAUUGCCUUUAACUUCACAUUGCUUAUUACUAGCGUAUUCGGCAUCGCAUCGGCCUAUGCGCAAAGCUGGACAGGUGUCAGCUUAUUAUUCGCUUCAUUAGGAUUCGGCGUGGGAGGCAGUCUACCCGUGGACGGUGCCCUAUUCCUUGAGUUUCUCCCCGAUGCGUCCAGCUCACUCCUUACUCUCCUCUCCGUUUGGUGGCCAGUCGGUCAGCUGGUGUCUUCUCUAGCCGCUUGGUACUUCAUCACCAAGUACCCCAUGGACCAAGGUUGGAGAUACUUCAUUGUUUCCAUUGGUGUCGUCACAUUCGCCAUGUUCGUCGUACGAUUUUUCAUAUUUCGUCUCUUUGAAUCUCCAAAGUUUCUUCUCAAUAAGGGUCGGCAGGAUGAAGCUGUAGCGGUCGUACACGGCAUCGCGUACAGAAAUAGGACGAAAACUUGGCUUACCUCCGAACUCCUGGAUGUGGUUGCUGCGAGCGACGAUAACGGCCCAGAACCUAUGGAAGACCAUCUCGAACCCCCCUCCCGGUCCAACGCCUUAAGCGCUAAACUGAAAAGCUUCUCAGGCGAGAGACUGAAGCCUCUUUUCCAAACAAGGACUUUGGGAAUUGCUACAGGUCUCAUAUGGUUUUGUUGGGCUACUAUUGGCAUGGGGUACCCCCUGUUUAAUGCGUUUUUGCCUCAAUAUUUUUCCCACGGCGGUAACGGCUCCGGCGAUGGUCAGAAUGUACCGUCCGAAACAUCAGCAAUAUCCAACGAAACUUACAGAAACUAUGCGAUUACCUCGAUAAUGGGUGUGCCCGGCAGUAUACUCGCUGCAUAUCUCGUCGACUCGCCGUCGCCUUUUUUUGGUCGCCGCGGCACUUUGGCUGGCUCCACGCUAGUUUCAGCCAUAUUCCUCUUCCUCUUUGUCAUAUUUGGGAAGACCCCAACCGCCCAGUUGGCAUUCUCCUGCGUUGCCGCGUUUUCACAAAACAUCAUGUACGGCGUCCUGUAUGCUUUUACUCCUGAAAUCUUCCCUGCUCCCGUCAGAGGUGCCGGAACAGGCGUGGCGAGUUUCUUGAACAGAGUUACCGGGUUGAUAGCACCAAUUUUGGCUGCUACAGUUCCUGGAGAUGGCGCAACGACUCCCAUUUACAUGUCUGCGAUUCUGAUUUUGUCUGCGUUUGUUGGCAUGUGUUUGAUUCCCAUUGAGACGAGAGGUGCACAGAGGCUAUAA